Penicillium atrosanguineum is the source of this 6882-nucleotide messenger RNA. RefSeq names its product acetyl-CoA carboxylase ACC1. The coding region runs from base 1 to 6882 and encodes 2293 amino acids. The transcript has 2 exons. Lineage: Eukaryota; Fungi; Ascomycota; Eurotiomycetes; Eurotiales; Aspergillaceae. The record is from RefSeq and is a predicted model, not a curated record. Gene Ontology annotation, molecular function: ATP binding; metal ion binding; acetyl-CoA carboxylase activity. Gene Ontology annotation, biological process: fatty acid biosynthetic process.
AUGGGCGUCCCUAACGGCAACCAGCCGUCUAACGGCCAUGGCAGCUCCAAUGCCGCCAAAUACGACCUCCCUUCACAUUUCAUCGGUGGCAACCACCUCGAAGUAGCACCUCCGAGCUCCGUGAAGGACUUCGUUGCCCAGAAUGGCGGUCACUCCGUCAUCACGUCGGUGCUUAUCGCCAACAACGGUAUCGCCGCCGUCAAGGAGAUCCGCUCAGUGAGGAAAUGGGCCUACGAGACCUUUGGCAACGAGCGUGCCAUCCAGUUCACCGUCAUGGCCACCCCCGAGGAUCUUACUGCCAAUGCCGACUACAUCCGCAUGGCUGACCAAUACGUCGAGGUUCCCGGCGGAACGAAUAAUAAUAAUUAUGCCAACGUCGAGCUGAUCGUCGAUGUUGCCGAGCGCAUGGAUGUCCACGCUGUGUGGGCUGGAUGGGGUCACGCCUCCGAGAAUCCUCGGUUACCCGAGUCCCUGGCGGCGUCGCCCAAGAAGAUCAUCUUCAUUGGUCCUCCUGCCUCUGCCAUGCGCUCACUGGGUGACAAGAUCUCUUCCACUAUUGUCGCACAGCAUGCUGGUGUGCCCUGUAUCCCCUGGUCGGGAACCGGUGUCGAAGAGGUGACGAUUGACGACAAAGGAAUUGUAACAGUCGAGGACGAUGUCUACUCCCGCGGCUGCACAUUCUCCCCCGCUGAGGGUCUGGAGAAGGCCAAGCAGAUUGGUUUCCCCGUCAUGGUCAAGGCCUCCGAGGGUGGUGGUGGUAAGGGUAUCCGUAAGGUCGACAACGAGGAGGAUUUCGUCGCUCUGUACAAUGCGGCCGCUAACGAGAUCCCCGGUUCCCCCAUCUUCAUCAUGAAGCUGGCUGGUAACGCCCGCCACUUGGAGGUACAGCUGCUCGCUGAUCAGUACGGUAACAACAUUUCCCUCUUCGGCCGUGACUGCUCUGUCCAGCGUCGCCACCAGAAGAUUAUUGAGGAGGCCCCCGUCACCAUUGCCAAACAACCCACUUUCCAGGCUAUGGAGAAGGCUGCUGUCAGCCUGGGUCGUUUGGUUGGUUACGUGUCUGCCGGUACCGUCGAGUACCUAUACUCGCACUCCGAUGACAAGUUCUACUUCCUCGAGUUGAACCCCCGUCUUCAGGUCGAGCAUCCCACCACUGAGAUGGUCUCGGGUGUCAACCUUCCCGCUGCCCAGCUCCAGAUUGCCAUGGGUAUUCCUCUGCACCAGAUCCGCGACAUUCGUCUCCUGUACGGUGUUGACCCCAACACCACCGGCGAGAUCGACUUCGAUUUCUCCAGCGAGGAGAGUCUCACGACUCAGCGCCGGCCUCAGCCCAAAGGACACACCACUGCUUGCCGUAUCACUUCUGAGGAUCCCGGCGAGGGCUUCAAGCCUUCCAGUGGUACCAUGCACGAGCUGAACUUCCGCAGUUCUUCUAACGUUUGGGGCUACUUCUCCGUCGGUACUGCUGGUGGUAUCCACAGUUUCUCCGACAGUCAGUUCGGUCACAUUUUCGCCUAUGGUGAGAACCGUUCUGCCUCGCGCAAGCACAUGGUUGUCGCUCUGAAGGAGUUGAGCAUUCGUGGUGACUUCCGUACCACCGUUGAGUACCUCAUCAAGCUGCUGGAGACUCCCGCUUUCGAGGACAACACCAUCACUACCGGCUGGCUUGACCAGCUUAUCUCCAACAAGUUGACAGCCGAGCGUCCUGACCCUAUUGUCGCUGUUAUCUGUGGUGCUGUCACCAAGGCUCACCUUGCCAGCGAGGCUGGUAUUGAGGAGUACCGCAAGGGUCUAGAGAAGGGUCAGGUUCCUUCAAAGGACGUCCUGAAGACCGUCUUCCCUGUGGACUUUAUCUACGAGGGUGCCCGCUACAAGUUCACUGCCACCCGUGCCAGUCUGGACAGCUACCACCUGUUCAUCAAUGGUUCCAAAUGCUCCGUUGGUGUCCGUGCUCUGGCCGACGGUGGUCUGCUAGUUCUGCUCAGCGGCCGCAGUCACAAUGUCUACUGGAAGGAGGAGCCUGCUGCCACCCGUCUGAGUGUGGAUGGCAAGACUUGCCUUUUGGAGCAGGAGAAUGACCCCACUCAGCUUCGCUCCCCCUCCCCCGGUAAGUUGGUCAAGUUCACUGUCCAGAACGGUGAGCACAUCCGUGCUGGCCAGGCCUACGCCGAGGUUGAGGUCAUGAAGAUGUACAUGCCUUUGAUUGCUCAGGAGGAUGGUAUGGUGCAGCUCAUCAAGCAGCCCGGGGCCACUCUGGAGGCUGGUGAUAUCCUCGGUAUCCUCGCCCUGGAUGACCCUUCGCGUGUUAAGCAUGCCCACCCCUUCACUGGCCAGCUGCCCGACCUCGGCCCUCCCGUCGUUGUCGGUAUGAAACCCCCGCAGCGCUUCUGGUUGCUGUACACUAUUCUUGAGAACAUCCUCCGUGGUUUCGACAACCAGGUCAUUAUGGGUGACACUCUGAAGGAGCUCGUUGAGGUUCUCCGUAACCCCGAGCUUCCUUACGGAGAGUGGAAUGCUCAGUCAUCCGCCCUGCACUCGCGCAUGCCCCAGAAGCUGGAUGCUCAGCUCGAGGGUGUUGUUGAGAAAGCCAAGUCUCGCAAGGCCGAGUUCCCUGCUAAGCAGCUCCAAAAGACCAUUUCUCGUUUCAUUGAGGAGAACGUCAACCCUGCCGAUGCCGAGAUCCUCAAGGCCACUCUCUCGCCUUUGAUUCAGGUAAUCAACAAGUACUUGGAUGGCUUGAAAACCAACGAGUACAACGUCUUCAUUAGCCUGUUGGAGCAGUACUGCGAUGUGGAGAAGCUGUUCUCCACUGGUACCAAGCGUGACGAGGAUGUCAUUCUCAAGCUCCGUGAGGAGAACAAGGAGGAGAUCACCAAGGUCGUUCACACUGUCCUCUCUCACAGCCGUGUUGGCUCCAAGAACAACCUGGUUCUGGCCAUUCUAGAAAUGUACCGCCCCAACCAGCCCAACCUGGGCAAUGUCAGCAAGCACUUCAAGCCUAUCCUGAAGAAGCUUACUGACCUCGAGGCUCGCUCCACCGCUAAGGUCACCCUGAAGGCCCGUGAAGUUCUCAUCCAGUGCGCUAUGCCCUCGCUGGAGGAGCGCCUGUCCCAGAUGGAGCAUAUCCUGCGCUCCUCUGUUGUCGAGUCCCGCUACGGCGAGACCGGGUGGGACCACCGUGAGCCCGAUGCUGGUAUCUUGAAGGAGGUUGUCGACUCCAAAUACACCGUCUUCGAUGUGCUUCCUCGCUUCUUCGUCCACCAGGACCCUUGGGUCACCCUUGCUGCUCUGGAGGUCUAUGUCCGCCGUGCUUACCGUGCGUACACUGUCAAGAGCCUUGACUACAGCGCCGCUGGUGAGCCUCCCCUCCUGUCUUGGGACUUCACCCUCGGCAAGCUGGCCCAGCCUGAGUUCGGCCCUAUCUCCUCCACGCAGCCCUCAGCUCCCAGCACUCCUACCGCUGAAGUCAACCCCUUCAAGCGCAUCAACUCCAUCAGUGACAUGUCCUAUCUGGUCAACGACCCCUCCACUGACCUUAUCCGCCGUGGUGUUAUCAUCCCCGUGCAGUACUUGGAGGAUGCCGAGGAAUUCCUGUCUAAGGCUCUGGAGGCCUUCCCCCGCCCUGGUGCCAAGGCUCAGAAGGCUGAUAACGGCCUGAUUGCCAACCUCGAGGGCAAGCGUCGCCCUGCCCCCUCUGGUGCCAAGGAGAACGAUGACGAGCUUACUGGUGUCCUCAACAUUGCUAUCCGUGACAUUGAGGAGCAGGAUGACUCCCAGAUCGCCACCCAGAUGCAGAACUUGUUGGCUGACAACAAGGAGGAGCUGCUUUCCCGCCGUAUCCGCCGUGUGACCUUCAUUUGUGCCAAGAACGGUGUCUAUCCCGGAUACUUCACCUUCCGUGGACCCAACUACGAGGAGGAUGAGAGCAUUCGUCACAACGAGCCUGCUCUUGCCUUCCAGCUUGAGCUCGGCCGUCUGUCCAAGUUCAAGAUCAAGCCCGUCUUCACUGAGAACCGUAACAUCCACGUCUACGAGGCGCUUGGAAAGGGUCCCGAGAGCGACAAGGCCGUCGACAAGCGCUACUUCGUUCGCGCUGUCGUUCGUCCUGGUCGUCUGCGCGAUGACAUUCCCACUGCUGAGUACCUGAUCUCAGAGGCUGAUCGUCUGAUGAACGAUAUUCUGGAUGCUCUUGAGAUCAUUGGCAACAACAACUCUGAUCUUAACCACAUCUUCAUCAACUUCUCCCCCGUCUUCAACCUGCAGCCCAUCGAUGUCGAGCAGGCCCUUGCCGGCUUCCUUGACCGCUUCGGCCGUCGCCUAUGGCGCCUCCGUGUCACCGGAGCUGAGAUCCGCAUUCUUUGCACUGAUCCCUCCACCGGUAUGCCCUACCCUCUCCGUGUCAUUAUCAGCAACACCUACGGUUUCAUUAUCCAGGUUGAGCUGUACAUUGAGCGUAAGUCCGAGAAGGGCGAGUGGAUCUUCCAGAGCAUUGGUGGCACUACCAAGCUCGGCUCCAUGCACAUGCGCCCCGUGUCUACUCCUUACCCUACCAAGGAGUGGCUGCAGCCCAAGCGUUACAAGGCCCACCUCAUGGGAACUCAGUACGUGUACGAUUUCCCCGAGCUGUUCCGCCAGGCCUUUCAGAAUGCUUGGACCAAGGCUGUUGCGGAUAUCCCCUCGCUCUCUUCUCAGCGCCCCGCUAUCGGCGAGUGCAUUGACUACAGUGAGCUAGUAUUUGAUGACACCGAUAACUUGGUUGAGGUCUCCCGUGAGCCUGGUACCAACUCUCACGGUAUGGUCGGCUGGCUCGUCACUGCCCGUACCCCGGAGUACCCCAAGGGCCGUCGCUUCAUCAUUGUUGCCAACGACAUCACCUUCCAGAUCGGUUCGUUCGGUCCCCAGGAAGACAAGUUCUUCCACAAGUGCACUGAACUCGCUCGCAAGCUUGGCAUCCCGCGUAUCUACUUGUCUGCCAACUCCGGUGCCCGUAUCGGUAUGGCCGAUGAGCUGCUCCCGUACUUCUCUGUUGCCUGGAAUGAUGCCUCCAAACCUGAGGCUGGCUUCAAGUACCUCUACCUCACCCCCGAGGUCAAGAAGCGCUUCGAUGCUAGCAAGAAGAAGGAAGUCAUCACCGAGCUCAUCCACGAUGAGGGUGAGGAUCGCUACAAGAUCACCACUAUCAUUGGUGCCAAGGACGGACUUGGUGUUGAGUGUCUGAAGGGCUCCGGUCUCAUUGCCGGUGCUACUUCCAAGGCCUACGAGGACAUCUUCACCAUCACCCUGGUUACGUGCCGUUCCGUCGGUAUCGGUGCUUAUCUUGUCCGCCUUGGUCAGCGUGCUAUCCAGGUUGAGGGCCAGCCUAUCAUUCUGACUGGUGCUCCUGCCAUCAACAAGCUGCUCGGUCGUGAGGUCUACACCUCCAACCUGCAGCUUGGUGGUACCCAGAUCAUGUACAAGAACGGUGUUUCCCACAUGACCGCGGCUGAUGACUUCGACGGUGUUCGCAAGAUCAUUGAGUGGAUGGCCUUCGUUCCCGACAAGAAGGGUGCUCCCAUCCCCAUCCGCCCUUGGUCUGAUAACUGGGACCGUGAUGUCGCCUACUACCCGCCUCCCAAGCAGCCCUAUGAUGUCCGCUGGCUCAUUGGUGGCAAGCAGGACGUGGAGGGCUUCCUCCCCGGUCUGUUCGACAAGGACUCCUUUGAGGAGUCUCUCGGCGGUUGGGCUCGCACUGUCGUUGUCGGUCGUGCCCGCCUUGGUGGCAUCCCCAUGGGUGUCAUCGCUGUCGAGACUCGCUCUGUCGAGAACGUCACUCCUGCCGACCCUGCCAACCCCGACUCUAUGGAGAUGAUCACCCAGGAGGCUGGUGGUGUCUGGUACCCCAACUCCGCGUACAAGACCGCUCAGGCUCUUCGUGACUUCAACAACGGUGAGCAGCUGCCCGUCAUGAUCCUUGCCAACUGGAGAGGUUUCUCUGGUGGUCAGCGUGACAUGUACAACGAGGUCCUCAAGUACGGUUCGUACAUCGUCGAUGCCCUCGUCAAGCAUGAGCAGCCCAUCUUCGUCUACAUUCCCCCUCACGGUGAGCUCCGUGGUGGAUCUUGGGUCGUUGUUGACCCCACUAUCAAUCCCGACCAAAUGGAGAUGUAUGCCGAUGAAGAGUCUCGCGGUGGUGUUCUCGAGCCCGAAGGUAUCGUAAACAUCAAGUACCGCCGCGACAAGCAGCUCGACACCAUGGCUCGCCUGGACACGACCUACGGUGACCUCCGCCGCUCCCUCGAAGACAGCUCCCUCACCAACGAGCAGCUGACCGAGAUCAAGACCAAGAUGGCCGUCCGCGAAGAGCAGCUCCUGCCCGUCUACCUGCAGAUCGCCCUCCAGUUCGCCGACCUGCACGACCGCGCCGGCCGCAUGCAAGCCAAGAACACCAUUCGCAAGCCUCUGAAGUGGCAGAACGCUCGCCGCUUCUUCUACUGGCGCCUGCGCCGCCGUCUCAGCGAACAGCUGAUCGUCAAGCGUAUGGUCGCCGCUACCGCCACCCCUGCUCCCCUCAACGGUGCCGGCGGCGCCAUCCCCUCCACCGGUAUUGCCUCCACCAGCACCGAGUCGCCCGGUGCCGCUCACCUCCGCACUCUGCACGCUUGGACUGGCAUGCUGGACGAGGAACUCGAGCACGAUGACCUCAAGGUUGCCACCUGGUAUGAGGAGAACAAGAAGGCCGUGCACAAUAAGGUUGAGGCCAUGCGCACGGAAGGCGUUGCCUCUGAAGUUGCGCAGCUGCUUAUCGGAAACAAGGAGGGUGGUCUCCGUGGUGUGCAGCAGGUGCUUUCUAUGCUGCCUGUUGAGGAGCGCGAGAAUGUGCUCAAGUUCCUUGGAUCCGCAUAA